UAGAAUGCACUGCUUAGUGGUUUGUUCGUGACAGAAUUCAUUAAAUUGCAAUGGCGGAGAAUUAGUAAAGUGGUCGAAUUUAUUUACUAUUUGCUCUGUCAUCACGUUGAGAUUAACUUUCGUUCAGUUUCCCAUAACAAAUUAUGGACAGUAAUAAAGAUGAGGCAGAACGGUGCAUGGAACUUGCUGAACGAUAUCUCCGCGAGAAAAAAUACGAGGAGGCCGAAAAAUUUGUACGUAAAGCACAAAAACUUUAUCCAACGAUGAGGUCUGAAGAUGUGUUAGCAAAAGUGGCAAUGCUUUUGAAACAAAAUCAAAAGUCUGAGCCUGAACCUACUGUUAGAAAACGUCAUACAGCACCUAAGGAAGCUUCGCAUGUUCAAGCUUCCACUGAUUAUACAAAGGAACAACUUGAACACGUUAAAAGAAUUAAGAAAUGCAAAGAUUAUUACGAAAUUUUGAAUGUUACUAAAGAAGCAACUGAUAGUGAUAUAAAGAAGGCAUAUAAAAAGCUAGCACUUCAGUUACAUCCAGAUAAAAAUAAAGCUCCGGGUGCUGCUGAAGCUUUCAAAGCUAUUGGCAAUGCUGUUGCUAUUCUUACUGAUGUGGAAAAGAGGAAACAAUAUGACAUGUAUGGUCCUGAAGAGGAAAGGAUGCAGAAUGUUCAUGGACGUCAAAAUCACUCGCAUUAUAACUACACAAGAGGAUUUGAAACUGAUAUUACGGCAGAAGAAUUGUUUAAUAUAUUCUUUGGCGGAGGAUUCCCGCAACAGGAAUUUUAUAUGAGACGUCCAGGUGGAAGAUGGAUGAGACAACAAGAUGUACAAGCUCAGCAUGCUCAUUCUCAGCAAGCAAACGGAUAUACUACAUUCCUUCAGAUGUUGCCUGUUUUGUUAUUAAUAUUGUUGACCAUGAUGAGCAGUUUCUUCAUCUCAGAUCCUGUAUAUAGUUUACAUUCUAACACAAAAUAUUCUUUAAUGAGAACUACUCAAGGAUUAAAGGUGCCAUACUAUGUUAAAGAAAACUUUCACACUGAAUAUCAAGGCAGCUUAAGAAGACUAGAAAUUUCUGUUGAAGAAGACUAUCUGCAUAAUUUAAGACAUGCAUGUUAUAGAGAGAAAACUUAUAAGGAAACAAUGAUGUGGAAAGCAAGGAACUUUGGAGAUCAAGAUUUAUUUCAGAAAGCUAAAAAUAUCGAUAUGCCCUCGUGUAAAAAGAUAGAAACAAUGCAAGGAGCAUAGCGGCACUAUGUAAUUUAAUAGAAUUCUAUUGUAGAUAGGUGUAUAUUGUAUUUACACGUGUGUAGUUGCUGUUGGAUGGAAUGAAGAGUAUCAAAUAUAAUAUAGGGACUAUAUUAUGUUUCUUCGCAUCCAAAUUUGUAAAUUAUACUAGUCCUUGGUCUGUUAUGAACUUUCACAUAGGUCGUUUGAGCUGUUCCAUACUCAAAUUGUAAAUUAUUUGAUACAGAAUUAAUUGUAAUAGCGUGUAUGGGGAAUCUGAGCAUGAAAUAUGAAUUAUUGAUAUUUAAUUUAACCGAAAUAACGUAUAAUUUCUAGUUGAUUAGACCGAAGGAUGUAAUUUUACGGUACAGGAACUACACGUUUAUUAAUUUACAUAUAAUAUUAGAUUAAAUUGUUUAUUUCCUAUCGUUACACGAGAAAAUAGAAUCUACUGAGGAGCGUAAUUAGAGGUAAAUGUGAUUUUGAAGUAUUUCCCAUGAUUUACGAAUACCCCUGUGCAGUUUGGAUGGUAAAAUACACAUCGAUUCUUGCCAUGUUGCUUAUGCCACUGAUUGAAAAUUUUGUGACGAUAAAUUUCUACACUAACGUUGAUACAAUGGUAUCGAUGACAUCUAAUGUUGCGACAUUGAAGCUGCUUAUACAUGAAAAUGUCGUAGACGAUGAGAAAGUUUAGAUAACUCAUUGAACUUAAAUAUUAAUCGCAUAAUAUAGAAAUAUAUAAAUUGCACGAAAAGAUAAGCUAAAAUGAUUGAUAUUAUAAAAAAAAGGAAAUUAAAUUAUUGCAAGCAUUUUUUUAGAUAAAAAAAAAAAAGAGGACAAAUUGUUUCGAGGUUCAAUGAACAGAUUCAAUUUUCAAGGUCUAGAUUGAUCGCAGUGACGCUUAAAUUAAAACAAAUUUGUGUGUUUCCGCGAUGGAAAGCAAGCAAGUUCGCAAUAUUUGUAUCCGAGAUUCGUAAUGUAAAAAUACCGAUGUUAUCAAAAAUUUGCCUCGAUUUACUUUAAGGAUAUUUUCUUCGAUGCAAUAUGCAGGGCAUUUCAGUAAUCGGCAAACGAUAAUUCGGGUGGCCCAUUAUGCAAAAAACGAAUCGAAAAACAAACGUUGAAUGUACGUGGAUCAGUAUCGUCUGAGAAGUUAUGCUGUGACAACUUCUGAGAUAGGUGGAAUAUGAUCUUUGUUAAUGUUAGUUUAAAAUAUUUCAGGCUUCCACGGUCCAGGUUCCGACUUGCAUCGAAAUUCUUUAAAUCUGGACUUGAAGAUUUUCAAAGAAUGGCUAUACCCGUUUGUAUUAUGAUUACUGGGGCACUCUGUAUGGCACCUAUUACUAUUGUCAUAAAAAGAAAUGCACGUUAUUAGAUGUAUGUAUAAGCGACAAAAGGAAACGAGAUAGUUUGCGAUGCAUACGUUGUUUCGCCGUUGAAAUUAGUAGAAUGAAAGUCGCGGAGAGGAAGUAACCAGAGACAUUUAAUUUUAAUUUGUGAAGUUGUAAUAAGUGACCUUCGUUAAGCAGGAAAAUAGCACAUGCCAUCGCGAACGAUAAAGUUUUAUACGUAUAGAUACAACAUUGAACAGGAGAACAUUUCUAUACGAUCAGCCUGUAACGCGUGUCUCUUAUUUAUAAAUUACAAUGUUGCGUACGGAUAAUACGAGGCGACGAUAAACUCGCUUCGAGAGAAACUUUUCUACACGUGACACUGGAGCUUUUUCAACACCGAUUGUUAUCGUCUCGAUUGAUCCAGCGAUAGAUCGAUAUAAAAAAUUGUAGAUUUUGAAAUAUUUAUCCAUACCUAUCUUCGGAUUACACACGUCGAAUGUGUUUCACGAUUUGGUACAGCCCUUAUACGUUUAAUGGCACUUAUUUAUCCGAAUCAUUACUCUAUAUUGUAUAUGUCAAAGUAUUUUAAUUAGCUUCGAAAUAAAGAAACUUCGAACACCUGUCGU
This is a messenger RNA of Colletes gigas, 3180 nucleotides long. RefSeq names its product dnaJ homolog subfamily B member 12. Gene Ontology annotation, biological process: cellular response to misfolded protein. Gene Ontology annotation, cellular component: endoplasmic reticulum membrane. Lineage: Eukaryota; Metazoa; Arthropoda; Insecta; Hymenoptera; Colletidae. The record is from RefSeq and is a predicted model, not a curated record. Bases 144 to 1241 code for a protein of 365 amino acids. The transcript is spliced from 8 exons. Gene Ontology annotation, molecular function: Hsp70 protein binding.